Molecule: messenger RNA, 3948 nt
Organism: Anolis sagrei ordinatus
Lineage: Eukaryota; Metazoa; Chordata; Lepidosauria; Squamata; Anolidae
Gene: TTLL4
Product: tubulin tyrosine ligase like 4
Biological process (GO): microtubule cytoskeleton organization; protein polyglutamylation
Cellular component (GO): cilium
Molecular function (GO): tubulin-glutamic acid ligase activity; tubulin binding
Source: RefSeq, a predicted model, not a curated record
CCUUGGGCGCCUCGCUCCGGCUUUCGCCUCGUGCCGGGCGUUGGCAAGGGAUUCCGCCGGCGCUUCUCGUUCCCUUUAGCGCUGGAAGCCUCUGCGCGCGGCGUUCUCGGCCUCGGCCGGAAGUGUACCCAUGGUAACGACGGGCGGAUCGGGUUGGGCCGGAGGGGGCCGAGCCACCGCCCGCCCCGGAGCCGGCUGGUCCUGAUAAAGAUGCCGCUCUGACUGACUCUUGUUCACUGACUCUUCACAUUGAAGGUGUGGGAUGGCUCUACAUGGCCUCAGCAGGGCCAGAUGCCUAUAACCUAGGCCUCAAGAGGGGAAACCAAUUCAAAGCAGACAUUUCGCCAGGGCUGACUGUGCCACCACUCACAGCAAAUCUUCAAGACAGUAAGGCCUGGUACCUUGCAAAGCAGCAAGUGAAGCCCAUCUGGCAGCUGGAACGGAAUCAUGUGACCGCUCUUCAGGACCAUCGCUUGGUCCACUCAGGGAUCUCUUCCCAGUGUCCCCGCCUCUUAUACCCAGAGACAUUAUGUAGCGAGGCAGUGUUUCUGAGCCCACCUCCCCCUCAUACCCAUCCCCUCCCAAACUUCCUCGGAAACACCUUGCUUUAUCGGCGCUCUUACUUCAGACACAAGCCUUACCGGAGGCUUGAGUCUAUCUGUGUGCAGCCUGGCACUUUAGAGAGGAAGCCUCUUCGCGCCCCACCCCCUGCCUAUCGUUCUGUUCUGAAUAACACCAUGUCAUCCUCAACCAUGGAGCCAUUCCUAAUGCCAAGCACUGUUGGUGAGCGUUCUGGUCCAGGAUCAAAAGUGAUGCCCCUAAGCUCAGGGAAGCUAAGCUCCAGUGCAUACAGGCCAGUGCUAAACAAUAAUUCUUUCCUGAGGCCAACUAGUGCAAAAGUGCCUUUGCAGCAUCAUCACCAACCACUGCCACCAGAAAAUAAGAAGCUGAAAGGCUUGCCAAGAGCACCAGGAUUCUCUUGGACCCAUUCUGGAGGAAAUGGGGAUGGUUCAACUGUGAAUAUUGAAAGAAAACUUGGGAAAGGCAACAGCUUAACUGUUGAGCAGACCAAUGCCAAAUCUCCUCGCUCAUCUAUUCACAAUGGCAUGGUUCUCAAAGCAGAACGGCCCUUUUGGCGGCUUGAGGACGGGGAGAAUAAAUCACAGAAUCUGAGAGAACAAGAUGUGCGAUUGACUGAAGCCAUGAGGAAGCUGACAGCAAGUGGUAUCCGGAAGGGUAGUACCUACAACGAAUUUGGUCACCGCAUUGACAGCUCCUGCCUUAUGAAUGCAAACUUUCACUCCAGCGUCUUUAAUCGAUGGAAACCACACAUUGUAGCACAGAUUACUCCAAGGGAAGUACCAGCUGCCACUUCCCUGAAUCUGGAACCUGGCAGCCGCCAUCAAAGCCUUACAGGCACAGAAGUUACUGAUGUCUGCACUAAACGUAUUGAUGCUCGUUUCUUAGCCUCAAAUCUGGAAUCUUCCAACCACAGUACCUCAAACCACUCUGCCAUCCCUGCUUCUGUGAUCACUGGAGAGCAGGUGGCCAAACCAGAACCAUCCCCACGAACCAGUGUUUCUGAGAUCGAGACAAAAAUUUCCUCUCUUCAGCUAGGCACAGAUACAAAAUGGGGGCCACCAGCCUCUGUGAAAGAUACUGAAGCUGCAGUCAGUUUACCACUGCUGGACCAAGCAGAAGUAGAAGAUGUGGAGGAAGAACUCCCUGAUGGCUUAGAAGAUGCCUGCAGUCAGGAUGAGGAAGGGGAAGAGGAUGAUGGGGAAGUUGAAUCUGAUGGCUCCUCAUCAUCUGGAUUAUCCCCUAAUGGUUCUGUGGCUAUUAUAUCCAGGAAUUGUGUUGAAGGAUUAGUUCCUCCACUUGAGGGCCAAGAGCGAAUUGUCAAGCCAGCUUUGAUAUACAGCCUAUUCCCCAAUGUGUCUCCCACCCUGUAUUUUGCUACCCGAGAUGAGAGAGUGGAGAAGCUCCCUUGGGAGCAGAGAAAGAUGCUGCGGUGGAAGUUGAGUACGGUGACUCCCAACAUUGUGAAGCAAACUAUCGCCCGGUCCCACUUCAAAAUCAGCCGGAGAAACAAUGACUGGCUAGGCUGCUGGGGCCAUCAUAUGAAAUCACCUGGGUUCAGAGUGAUCAAAGAACAUCAGAAGUUGAACCAUUUUCCCGGUUCAUUCCAAAUUGGUCGAAAGGACCGCCUGUGGAGAAAUGUUUCCAAAAUGCAGGUGCGCUUUGGGAAGAAGGACUUCAACUUUCUGCCCCAGUCUUUCAUUCUCCCACAAGAUAUCAAGCUGCUCAGGAAGACUUGGGAAGAUGGUGGGAGUCGCCAGAAAUGGAUUGUGAAACCGCCAGCUUCUGCUAGAGGCAUUGGAAUCCAGGUCAUCCAUAAGUGGAGUCAGCUGCCAAAGCGCAGGCCACUGCUGGUACAGAGGUACAUACACAAACCCUACCUUAUUAGUGGAAGUAAGUUUGACUUAAGGAUUUACGUUUAUGUCACAUGCUAUGAUCCACUUCGUAUCUACUUAUUCAAAGAUGGACUUGUUCGUUUUGCCAGUUGCAAAUAUUCCUCCUCCAUGAAAAGCCUUAGCAACAAAUUUAUGCACUUGACCAAUUACAGCAUCAACAAGAAGAAUAUAGACUACAAGUCAAAUGCAGAUGAAAAUGCUUGCCAAGGUCACAAAUGGGCACUGAAGGCACUCUGGAACUAUUUGAACCAAAAAGGAGUUGAUAGUGACGUCAUUUGGGAGAAAAUAAAAGACAUAGUUGUCAAAACUAUUAUUGCGUCAGAGUCCUAUAUUACCAACCUUGUGAAAAUGUAUGUGAGACGCCCUUACUGCUGCCAUGAACUGUUUGGAUUUGAUGUCAUGCUGGAUGAGAACCUUAAGCCAUGGAUCCUGGAAGUCAAUAUCUCCCCCAGCCUUCAUUCAAACUCUCCUCUGGAUGUGAGCAUCAAGGGCCAAAUGAUCCGAGAUGCCCUUAACUUAGGUGGCUUCAUGUUGCCAUGUCCAGAAGAUGUGGCUUCACCCUCUGGAAGUGCUAGCAGCUCUACAACCAGUAUGAGUAGUGUUUCAAAGGACAAGAUCAAGCCAUCUGUGGAGUUGUUAACUGCUGAGAAAACAAAGAGAGCUUACUACCUGACUCAGAAAGUACCAGAUCAGGAUUUCUAUGCCACCAUCCUAGAUGUCCUGACUCCAGAUGAUGUGCGAGUCCUGGUAGAGACAGAGGAUGAGUUUGCGCGACGUGGGCAGUUUGAGCGUGUCUUCCCCUCCCGCAUAUCCAUGCGCUACUUGCGCUUCUUUGAGCAGCCACGCUAUUUCAACAUCCUUACCACCCAAUGGGAAAUGAAAUAUUUCUUCAAUAAGGCCAAAGGAGUGGACCUGCUCAGAAGCUGGUGCCAUAAAGGCUUUCACAAUGGAAUAGUGACAGAUUCCACAGUGAUGUGGACGCUGCCAAGACACCACCUCUUUUUGAAGAAUGAUCUCCAUGUGAAUGGCUUGACUAAGGUGGAGUCAGGCAAAACCAGCAACAAAAUCCUUGUCCAGCAAGAGGGAGAAGAGCCAGUCCGAAGCACUGAGCCAAAUCCUUGUACUCAAAGCUUACCUCAGAUUAAGUACACAUCUGGAACUCUCAAGAAAUCCACGAUUCCUCGGGUCCUUAGCAAUUCAAGCCUGAUAAAGUGAUGAGGGACCGAGGGAGUGGCCAACUUCCCUCCCUUGCAGUGUCAAGAGGGGGCACGCAUGACCUACCUCAGUGGAAGCUUGGAGAGCCAGUGUCUGAAGCAUGAAGAGGGUCUCUUCCAGCACAGCCACUACAGAACUAUUUUUGGAAAGGGAAUUGGGGGGAGAGAGGAGAUGUUUUAUGUGGUGAGGAGGGAAAAAUACUCUGUUUAUAGUUUUUUAUGACAAAGGAAGUUUCUAAACACAGAAGCUUGAAAACCUA